This is a messenger RNA of Chenopodium quinoa (quinoa), 6618 nucleotides long. RefSeq names its product transcription factor bHLH140-like. The transcript is spliced from 6 exons. Lineage: Eukaryota; Viridiplantae; Streptophyta; Magnoliopsida; Caryophyllales; Amaranthaceae. Gene Ontology annotation, cellular component: nucleus. Gene Ontology annotation, biological process: double-strand break repair; single strand break repair. The coding region runs from base 524 to 2779 and encodes 751 amino acids. The record is from RefSeq and is a predicted model, not a curated record. Gene Ontology annotation, molecular function: single-stranded DNA binding; double-stranded RNA binding; mismatched DNA binding.
AAAACCAGCUUUAAUUUAGAAAAGUAAUUGACGAAAAAAGAUGAGAAAAAGAGUGAUUGAUUGGAUUUAGAGAAAAAUCAGAACAAUUGCAAUUUGAUAAAAAGAGGAUUAAAUUCAUAGAGAUUGAAAGAAAAUAGAGGGAAACAAAGUAUAUCAAGAAGAACCCUUAAAAAAAAAAGUAUAUCAAGAAGAAAAGAGAGAACAUCGGAAAGAAGGAGGGGAUACUAAAGGAAGAGGCUGACUAUAAACCUAUUGCCCCAGCUAAAAACGACAUCGUUUUGAGCUCGGAGUAUCAUGCUCACAGUCCUGCGGGAGUAAGAUAAAAAUUGCACAAGGAUACACGAUGCAUUUGAAAGUUUUUAGGAUACGCAUUUUUCCAAAACCUAAGGGAUAUACGGAACAAUUUCCCAAAUAUAAAAUAGAAAAGAAAAAAAAAAAUCUAAAGGCAAAAAAAAAACUGAAGAACAUUUAUCGAUGUCUCCAUUAAAAAAGUUAAAAGUGUUCUGAGUUACAACUUACAACAAUGGAGAAAGAAAUGGAAGUUGAUAAUUUCAACCCUAAUCCAAGUAAAGCAGAAAAUGGAAAGGUUUUGGUAGUAAUAAUGGUGGGUGCACCAGGCAGCGGCAAGUCCACCUUCUGUGACCUUGUCAUGGGCGCCUCUUCUCGCCGCUGGGCUCGAAUCUGCCAGGACAAUAUUAAUAAGGGCAAAGCUGGAACCAAAGCUCAAUGUAUAAGCACUGCAGUUGUUGCUCUGAAAGACAAAAAAAGUGUAUUCAUUGACAGAUGCAACCUGGACAGAGAACAGCGUGCUGAAUUUGUGAAGCUUGGCAGUUCUGAAGUAGAUGUGCAUGCUGUGGUGCUUGAUUUGCCUGCUAAGCUCUGUAUCUCACGGUUUGUUAAACGUACAGGGCAUGAAGGUAAUUUGCAGGGUGGAAGAGCUGCUGCAGUUGUGAAUAGAAUGCUUCAAAAGAAGGAAUUGCCACAGCUGAGUGAAGGAUUUUCUCGGAUCACCAUCUGCCACAGUGAGAGUGAGGUAGAAGAUACUAUUAUAACCUAUAGAAGACUUAGUGCAGAAGAUGCUCUCCCUUCAGGCUGCUUUGGUCAGAAGACCCCAGAUGCUAAGGUCCAGGUUGGUAUAAUGAAGUUUUUGAAAAAAGCUGACCCUCCUAGUUUGGGUUCUGGUUCAAGUAUGACCCAGAGCUCUUUCUCUAGUAAAUCAGUGAAAGAAUCACAAAUCUGUAGUGAAGGAUCCAAACCUGAUGCCUUUGAAGGGGCCAGUAAUGAGGAGCACAAACAUCAUUUGGUACUGGAGUCUGUUUCUGAUGCUGCGGCUUUGACGAACUCCAAGGAGGAUUCUUCUUCCUUGGACAUAUCUGUCACCUUGGCUUUCCCUUCAAUUUCAACCGCGGACUUUCAGUUUGAUCACGAUAAGGCCUCCGAUAUUAUUCUUGAAACAGUAGAAGAAUAUUCGAGUAAGCUGAAGAAUGCUAGACUUGUUUUGGUGGAUUUGACUCAUAAAUCAAAGAUUUUGUCUUUGGUCAAGUCUAAAGCUGUACAAAGAAACAUCAAUCCUGAAAAAUUCUCCACAUUUGUGGGAGAUGUUACUUGUCUGUAUUCUAAAGGAGGCUUACGCUGCAAUGUCAUUGCCAAUGCUGCUAAUUGGCGACUCAAGCCCGGAGGUGGGGGUGUGAACGCUGCCAUAUUUAGUGCUGCAGGCCCAAGUCUAGAGGUUGCAACCAAAAAAAGAGCCAAUUCUCUUGCUCCAGGAAAGGCUGUAGUCAUUUCUGUCCCCGCUGAUUCACCUUUGUUUAUUAGGGAAGGAGUGACACAUGUCAUUCAUGUUGUUGGACCAAAUAUGAAUCCCCAAAGACCAAAUUGUCUGAAAAAUGACUAUGAUGAGGGCUGUAAAAUCCUUCGUGAGGCUUACUCAUCACUCUUUGAAGGUUUUGCGUCCAUUCUUAAGAGGUCUGAACUGCAGGACCACAGAGGGCAGAGAAAUGAGAAUGCUUCUGAGCAAAGGAUAAAGAGAGAGAUUGUACACGAUGAAGAAAGAAGCAAGAAAAACAAGGGACUGGAGCAUGAAGUUGGAUCUGGUAUCAAUGUUUUGGGGAAGGAGAAGGAGAAGGAGAAACAGAACAAGUCAAAGAGUGCAUCAAAAGCUUGGUCAUCUUGGGCUCAGGCAUUAUACAAUAUAGCAAUGAAUCCUGAGAAGCAUAAGAGCACUGUUAUAGACACGGCGACUGAUGUUGUUGUACUAAAUGAUGCUUACCCAAAGGCAAAACGACACAUUCUUGUGCUUGCUCGUUUGAAUGGUCUGGAUGGCGUUGGAGAUGUGUGCCAAGAACACCUUCAGUUAUUGAGAACAAUGCAGCAAGUGGGCAUAAAAUGGACUGAGAGAUUCUUGCAGGAGGAUGAAUCCCUUAUUUUCCGCCUUGGAUUUCAUUCAGUUCCAUCAAUGAGGCAAUUGCAUCUUCAUGUCAUCAGUCAGGACUUCAACUCGCAGCAUUUGAAGAACAAGAAGCAUUGGAACUCUUUUAACACUGAAUUCUUCCGAGAUGUAGUUGAUGUGAUCGAAGACGUUGAGAAAUUUGGGAAACCCUCAAUACAAGAUGAGGGCCUUCUAUCAAAAGAGUUGCGUUGCCAUCGCUGUAAGAGUGCUCACCCUAAUAUACCACGGCUAAAAUCACACAUAAGCAAUUGUCAAGCUCCCUUUCCUGCCACUCUACUUCAAAAUGGCCGACUAGUACAAGGACAAACUAAAGUAGAUGCAGAUUCUUAGAUAAUGCAGUUUUGGUACAUUUAUUUUGGUUUUCUUGUGUAUAUUGGUUAGUUAUUCAAAGUGAUACGCUUUCAGAAAAAUAGCUGCACACAUGAUGUGAUUUUGUUGUGUAUAUCGGUUAUCGGCUAGUCAAUGAUCUCUCACUCUCAUUUUGUACAUCUUUUUAUUUAAGAGGAAAUCUUACAUGAAGUCUAAACAUUUUCUUUUAAGAAAAUCUUGCAUCUGUUAGUGAAUCGAAUUUGGCUAUAAAUUUAUAACAGGUUUUACUUCCCUCUAAUCUUUUCUUCUAUCUAUAUUACGAAGUAAUUGACAGUCUUGGAGGUAGCAUGUGGCCGAGGGUGAUGCAUGUAGAGUAGAAAGGCUGCAGUAGAAGCAGUGGUCAGGGCCAAUACUUUGAUUUUCGAUACUUGUGAUGGUGGCUUUGGAUGAUCCACAUGGUGUUCUGAGCAGGCUGUAGUGGCGGCUGUGUUCAUAGUGGAUGAGGAGGUCUGCGAUCUUGGGGCUAUUUAUGAGUCCUUGAUUUGCGUAAUUCAAGAAAGUUUGAAGUUUUGGUUAAUGCUAUCCAUCGUUACUUAAAAAAGGAUGUUAUGGAUAUCAUUAUCAUACCUUUCUGGAAAUUAUUCGAGCUCAUCAAAGUUAAGAUUUUCUCCGGUAGCGCCACAGUAAAUCAAAGGCCAAAUCCAGAGGAGGGAGAGAAGGAAAUGGCAUGAGAGGCAAUCGGAGCAAUCUUUCUACAAUUCCAAAACAACACCCCCGCACAAUUAGAUACAACACAUUUGAAUAAAAUCACAAAAUAACCACACAAAAGCAAAAACAAUUUUUUUUUUUUACUUCGCUUCUCUCUCUAGAAACCCCUGUUCUUAUCUUCCACCGCCCCACCGCUUCCUCACUUAUCUCAACCCCUACUCGCCGGCGAUCGGCGCCCCUCUCUUAGCCAUCGCCGGCGAGUGAUACUCUUUACUUUUAGUUUAAUUUUUGUUUUCAUUUUUGGCGUUUUCAAGCAAAGAAACAGAAGAGUUGCAAAUUGGUUUUGUUUUUCGAGUUCAUUGUGGAUUCAUUCAAGUUUUGGUGUGUCAUCAAGUGUUUAAGAAUCUAAUUUUCCAACGAAUUGAGGAGCCAAGGCUAUUCUUAACGCCGCCGUUGAAAGGAAUUUGGUUAUUUGUUUCCCGACGGUAAAGGUGAAGUUAAGACUAGGGUUUACUCCCUUAAUCAUAGGUUUGAUUAAGGGGAGGCGGUCUUCUUGCGUUGGCCUUGAUGACUAGUUGUUGGGUACAGUUUUGAUUCUUCCGAUGAGGUAGCCUACUGGUUCUAUUUGCUUCUCCAGGACUCACGGGUGGAUUUGUGGGUAUUAGUUGGUUUUCUUUGCUUCAGUCAGUUGUUUUGUUUUAGUUUCAGUUAUGUUUUACUCUAGCUUUUUUUUUUUUUUUUUUUUUUUUUUUUUUUUUUUUUUGCAUAGUUUGUUUGUUUUGUUGUUUGGGUUUGUGUAUUUCAAUAAUACUCUUUCUCUUCGUGUUCAUGAGUUGGAGUUUCAUAGGAUAGUUCUAGUUAUGGAAGCUUUUGAAGUGUUGUUGUUCUUGGAGUUGGGCUGGUCGUGUUUCCCCUUGUGUUUAAGGGAUGUAAGUUUAGGCAGUGACUGGCUUGUGGGUUUGUGGUCCUUUGGGUUACCUUUUCAGGAUGGGACUAUGUUUCCCUAGGAAUUAGAAGUCUUCGGGUGAGGGGGAGCUUUAGGAUUGAAUGUGUGUUUCCCUUCUGCAGUUUGGGAGGUAUGCUGUGUUUUGUUUUCUAGGGGGUAGUGUUAUUUGUGCAGGCAAAAGGUUUAGCCUGCAUUUGGUGUCUACAGGAGGAGGGUGGUUUUGCGGGGAGAGGUUUGUUUGCUUUUCCUGUUGCUUUUAGGUUGUGGGAUGAUUUGGGUAUUCAUUCAGUUACUAUCAUCCCAUUAUUGGUGUUGGUGAUGACAGAGAUAGUCAUCAUAGAUUAAUCUAAAUCUUAAAGGAGGCUCCCCAUUUUUAAUGUUUGGGGUAAGUAAAGUCCUCCAUUUUCUUAGACUCUCCAUUAGUAGAGUAGCAGGAAAGGAACCUGCAUUUUGGUGCAAGGUUUCUCAUGGCAGAGUCGUUCAAACACACGACUCUCUUGGUUUUGUUCCUGGACUCCUAGGAAGUAGCUAUGCUUUUCGUUCCUUAGGAGUGGAAUCGUGUCAAGUGUCUUUUUUUGAACAGCAGGAUGCAUUUAAUUUUCUGUCGUCGUUUCAUCUCUCCACAUCUUCCAUCGCAAAUUGGCUUAGGAGCCAUUGCAGGUUUCGGUUCUCUUCAACCUGCAUUCAAUGUCCAUCUCGAGGUUUCCGGGUCAUCUGGCAAUUCUCGGUCCGCGAUAAGGUUUUGGUAAGGUUUUUAUGAUUAUCCAGGCUCCAGAGUAAUUGGUAUGGUGCAAGGCUUUUCGGGUUAUAUCAUACACUUCAUUCUUCCUCCACGAGGUGUUCUUUUGCUGUGUAUGUGUUUAAGUUGGAAAACUUCUUUGAUGUCAACAACGCGAGAAAUUCACAAACCGAAAUACUAAUAAAAAUGAAGCUUUAACUAGGAAAAAAAAGGGACUAUUGAAAAUCAAAGGCGAAGAGUUAUUGUGGCUACUAUUGGUUUUGUUCACAACAAAUUUAAUAACUUCCUGUUUAUAUAUCACCAUGGUAAUGAUACUGCUUACAUUCUUCUCUAUGUUGAUGAUAUUGUUCUUAUUACCCCUUCAGAGUCUCCGCUGAGUCUCCGCUGACAAGUGAUUUCACAACUUAGCUUUGAAUUUGCGAUGCAAGACUUGGGUAAAUUGAGCUAUUUUUUGGGUAUUGUUGUAUCCCGGGAUAAGAAUUGUUUAUUUCUAUCUUAAUAUAAAUAUGCUCAGGAAAUUCUUGAAAAAGCAGGCAUGGCUAAUUGCAAAUCGCCUUCUACUCCUGUUGACUCUAAAGGGAAAUUGAGUACUCAUUUUGGUACUACAUAUGAUGAUCCGACGUCUUACCGUCGUUUAUGUGUGCUUUGUAGUAUUUAACUAUCACAAGACUAGAUAUAACAUAUGCAGUGCAACAAGUCUGUUUGUUUAUGUACGCUACUCGAGUAGAGCACAUGAAUGCGUUGAAAUGCAUACUUCGCUAUAUUCAAGGUAUGUCAGAUUUUGGUUUGCACUUAUAUAGGUCAUUUGUUUCUUCCCUACUGUCAUACACAGAUGUCGAUUGGGGCGGGUGUCCGGACACUCGUUGGUCUACAUCAGGGUACUGUGUCUUCCUUGGUGAUAAUUUGAUCUCUUGGUCUUUGAAACGACAACCCACUUUGUCUAAGUCUAUUACUGAAGCUGAAUACAUAGGGGUUGCUAAUGUUGUUUCCGAAUCCCGUUGGGUUCGAAAUCUGUUGCUAGAGCUCAAAUGUCCUAUUUUGAAAGCAUCACUAGUUUAUUGCAACAAUGUUGGUGCCAUUUAUUUCUCUAGUAAUCCGCACAACAUCAGCGCCCUAAACAUAUUGAGAUGGACAUACACUUUGUUCGUGAGAAAGUUCAAUGAGGUGAAGUUCGUGUCCUACAUGUGCCAUCCCGAUAUUAGUGUAGAUUGCAAACAUUUUCACUAAAGGUCUGCCUAAGGUUUUAUUUGAUGAUUAUUUUGGGACAGUCUCAGCGUUCGCAAACCUCCCGUUUCGCCUGUGGGGGUGUGAUAAAUUAUGCAAAUAAUCUAAUUUUGUAAAUAAUAUUUUUGCAUAUUAUUUUGUGUAUAUCUUUAGUUAGUUUUACCUAGCUAGCUUAACCUAGUAUACUGAUGUAUAUAUUUGAAUGUUUAAUCAAUGAGAAAGGCACGACAAACAUUUUCCAUA